AUGGCAGAAAAAAGACCGAAAAUCGGUCAAAAUGACUUGAUAAAAUUUGAUAGAGCCAAGGAGCUCAAUAAACAUUUAGAAAAAAUCCGCAGUGAUUACACGCGGGAUUUAAGUGAUAAGCUCAAGCCAGUUCGUCGAUGUGCUACUGCACUGUAUUUUAUUGACAAGCUCGCAUUAAGAGCAGGAAAUAAAAAAACUGACAAAAAAGCAGAUACUGUGGGUUGUUGUUCCCUCAGAUGUGAACAUAUUACUUUGGUACCACCAAGGACAGUUGAGUUUGAUUUCUUAGGUAAAAAUUCAGUAAGAUAUGUAAACUCAGUAGAAGUAAUAGAUCAAGUUUUCAAAAACCUCGGAAUAUUUAUGAAGAAUAAGGAAUCCAGUGAAGAGUUAUUUGACAGAUUAAUGGCUCAAGAUUUAAAUGAACAUUUGUCUGAAUACAUGAAAGGACUAACCAUCAAAGUAUUUUGUACAUACAAUGCAUCUUGUACCUUCCAAAUUGAGCUAAAGAAAGGGAUGGAGAAUGCUACUACUAUAAGAGAGAAAAUAGUAGCAUAUAAUAAAGCAAACAGACAGGUUGCUAUUUUAUGUAACCAUCAACAUUCUGUCAGCAAAGAUCAUGAUAAUAAUCAAAUCAAUAAAAUUGACAAUAAGGUUCAUGCUUUGAAAUACCAAAGAAAUAGAUGUGAAAUGGAAUUGUUGAAUCUUGUCCCCAGAUUAAAAAAGAGCAAGCCUCAACUAUUUGAACCAGAAUUAGACAUGGAAGAGGAAUGGAUAAUUGAGCAUGAGAAGCAAUUGAUGGAAGGGGAAUGUUUGGCAGCUGUAAAAAAAUUUGAAAGAGAUAAUGAAAAGCUUACAGGAGAAGGAAAGUCACCUAAACCUGAUGAGAAUCUCAAACAAUUAUUAAAAAACAUUGAUGAAAAAGAGAAGGUGUUGAAGAAUGAAUGA
Molecule: messenger RNA, 945 nt
Organism: Entrophospora candida
Lineage: Eukaryota; Fungi; Glomeromycota; Glomeromycetes; Entrophosporales; Entrophosporaceae
Source: the annotation of a GenBank genome assembly